CGAUCGGCAAGGAGUCCGACCCCACUUACCCGCAACCCCACGUCAAGUACGUUACCCGCUGUUGCCCGCAGACUACACGGAUCCUAUAACAACACCGAUCUUGCUUCGAACUCGCUAUCGACAAUGUCUACCCCGUCAGUAGUACCAACUCCUCUGCCACUCAAAAAGACGCUGGACGCACUUCCAGCUCUGUCUUCAACCUCAACCGAGCUCCGAUCGCAGACGCGGGAUGUCAUUCAAGCCAGCUCCGAUAUUCCUAUUUUGGUGGCACUCGACGAUGAUCCAACCGGGACACAGACUUGCCACGACAUUCAUGUGCUGACGACCUGGACGGUUCCAGUUCUGGCAGCAGAAUUCAAAAGCACAGCGCCUGGAAGCGGCUUCUUUAUUCUUACCAAUUCGCGAGCGCUGCAUCCACCAGCUGCACGAGAGCUGACUAUUGAGAUAUGUCAAAACCUAAAGGAAGCUGCAAAUCAAGCAGGUAAAAAAUUCGAAGUCGUUCUCCGAGGUGAUUCGACACUAAGAGGGCACUUUCCAGUCGAACCGGAGGCUGUGGAGGAAGCUCUUGGUGCAAGCGAUGCAUGGAUUCUCGCACCGUUUUUCCUUCAGGGUGGAAGAUACACGAUCGACGAUGUUCACUAUGUUGCUGAAGGCGACACGUUGGUGCCCGCCGCAGAGACUCCGUUUGCGAAGGAUGCCACAUUCGGGUUCAAGAGCAGCCAAAUGGCGGACUGGGUCGUUGAAAAAAGCAAGGGGGCAAUAUCAAGAGAUCGAGUGCGUGGUAUCAGCCUUGGAGACAUACGACAGGGUGGACCUGAUAAAGUCAAUGAGAUCUUGCAGAGCGCCUCGAAAGGUACGGUGUUUAUCGUCAACGCAGCUGCAGAGGAAGAUAUGGAUGUGGUUGUUCUUGGGAUUCUGAAGGCAUCUGCGCUGGGCAAGAAGUUUCUCUUCCGAUCUGCAGCUGCCUUUGUGUCUGCCCGCCUUGGAAUAUCUCCUAUUCCACCUAUCACCUCGCGGCAACUUCGGCUCAGCACUGCGACUGGCGGGCUGAUCAUCGCUGGCUCAUACGUCCCUAAGACUACCACUCAACUGAAGGCUCUAAUUGAGGUCGCAGGCGACAAGCUGAUCACGGUGGAGCUGAGCGUCAACAAGCUUCUCGAAAGCGAUGAUUCGCGCGCCAAAGAGCUCAGCAAUGCUCUUGAGGUUGCUACACGCGCACUACAGGAGCCAAAGGACGUCUUAAUCAUGACGUCUAGAGAUCUGAUCACCGGCGCAGAUGAGCGAUCUUCAUUGGACAUCGGCUCUGUUGUUGCAGCUGCACUUGUCACCUUUUUGGAGCGACUGGAAGUCAAGCCGAGAUACUUGAUCGCAAAGGGUGGCAUUACAAGCAGUGAUAUGGCGACGAAGGGACUGAAGAUGAAAAAGGCUACGAUUGUUGGACAAGCAGCUCCAGGAGUUCCUCUCUGGCGAUGCGAUGAGCCGACGAGCAAAUGGCCUGGCUUGCCCUAUGUCGUAUUUCCUGGCAAUGUUGGUGGGGACUUCACGCUGGCAGAGGUUGCAGAGAAAUGGAGGCCUUCGAUACCGGUCAAUCGCUGUUAAUUCAAAGCCUUCACUGUGCAGUCUACUUCGGAAUCUGGAUGUCCAAGAGUCACGUGAUCAAAUUGAACUGCAUCAUCAACACACACAACCUACAGGCUUCCAAUUGCGUUUUCUAUCUGAGUACUGAUCCGUUCACGCUCACUGUGCUAUUUCCGAGUCAUCCAGAAAUGCUAGCU
This is a messenger RNA of Boeremia exigua, 1775 nucleotides long. RefSeq lists its product as uncharacterized. NCBI's taxonomy places the organism in Eukaryota, Fungi, Ascomycota, Dothideomycetes, Pleosporales, Didymellaceae. Bases 124 to 1599 code for a protein of 491 amino acids. The record is from RefSeq and is a predicted model, not a curated record. The transcript has a single exon.